AUGGUUACGCUACCUCGAGACGAUGACAAGGACCGAUUCUACGAUGCACGCAGUGGAGCAGCAGUGCACUGGAAAAAUGCAAGUCUGUACGACAACCGAGUGGUGUUUUUACCUGCGCGUUCCGUGCUUGUGCUCUCCAAGAUUAAAGCGUCGGAUGAAGUUACCUACACGUGUCGACUGGACUUUAAAAUCAGCCCAACACUCACCUAUAAAGUCAACCUCACCGUCAUUGUGCCACCGCGUGAGCUCGUCAUCCUGUCGACAGCGAGCACGACAAUCACAAAUAACAGCGUGGGACCGCUCGUAGAAGGCUCGUCUUUGACUCUAAUUUGCCAGAGCAAAGGCGGGACGCCCGACCCCAGAGUGCUGUGGUUUGACCAAAACGACCAGCUUGCUGAGGGCGUCUCACGCAACCUCAGGCGACAAACUGUUUCUACGCAGAUGAUCGCUUACAACGUCUCUCAAGCCCUUAGUUUGUCACCUAGAGGAUCUUAUGAGGCGAUUAGCAAGGACUCUGUUGUACGCAACACGUUGGUACUCGAGCCCUUACAACGUUCAGAUCACAACCGUACCUUGACGUGCGUGUCAACCAACACAAACCUCACCAACCCUAUGGAGACGUCGGUUGUCGUCCAUCUAAACGUUCCUCCGACCAGCGUAGAGAUCGAGGGCCCGAAGGAGCCGCUAGUAGCCGGUCGGGUUUUCCUCUUCAGAUGUCAGGCGCGCGACGCUCGGCCGCCGGCGACGCUCGACUGGUACCUCCGGGACCAAAAAUUAUCAAACUACAGCAAGAAUUUGGCGCCACAAACCAGAAUGGAGUCGCUGCAAGAGGGUACUCGUGAAGAUGCUUCUGUCGACUCCAGUGUUUUGUGGUUCAUGCCUGAGAGGAAACAUCACGGACUGCCUUUAGCAUGCGUGGCAAGCCAAGAAGAUCGCAGGCUAAAGCCUGUCACCGCAAGUAAACGGCUUGAAGUUUACUAUCCUCCUAGCGCGGUACUCAAACCCGGACGCUCCGUGAACCUCUCUGCGAUAGAAGAGGGAGACGAUCUCUACGUGGAGUGUGUGGUCGACGCCAGUCCUCCAGCUUACAAAAUCGUGUGGUACCAUCAGGGGCAGCUGUUGGACCAGAACGUGUCGGCAGGAAUAAUCCUAAGCAACCAGAGUUUGGUGCUGCAGCGAGCGAGGCGACAGCACGCCGGCGUCUACAGCUGCCUCGCCUCCAACAUAGAGGGAGACGGCGCGUCUAACGCCAUCACUCUCACCGUCAAGUUCGCGCCUGUGUGCCGGGGGCCGGCGUGGCAGUACAGAGGAGCGUCGCUGAUGGAGGUUCUGCAGGCGACCUGCCAACUGGACGCGCUGCCUCCCGUGCAGAGCGUCACUUGGACCUUCAACAACACCGGCGAGAUCAUCAACAUCAGCAACGAUUUGGUGACGGUAACAGGGAGCAAUUCAACAGUCCGUUACACGCCUCUCACCGAACUAGACUUCGGCAGCCUCCUCUGUUGGGGGACGAACGAAGUGGGCAAGCAGAAAAUUCCAUGUGGAGUGCAGAUCUUCCCUGCUGGUCGGCCGGACCCUCCGGACGAGUGCGAACAAUUCAACUUCUCCGUUUCGGUGAUCAGCGUUCUCUGCAAGGCUGGCUUCGAUGGCGGCUUACGGCAGAACUUCACGCUUGAAAUCUAUGAGGAGAAUCAGUCGUUACUGAUCGCCACCGUAACGAAUGAGUUUCCUGUACUGGAGGUGGCGAGUGUGGCGUCAGCCCAGAGCUACCGCGCGGUGCUUUACAGCGCCAACGCUAAGGGCCGGAGUGAUGUCACCACAAUGUCGGUCAUCACACUCAGGGAUCUGGUGGAGAGGAGGACUGCAGCCAUGAAGCCUCCACCAGAAUACCCUCUGCUGGCAUCGACAUCUUUGGACGCGUUGGACAGCGUGCCCACUUACGUGGUCAUCACACUAGGCAUCAUUGCUGGAUUAAUUCUGGUAUAUUUCCUGUUGUUCGUUGCCAUCAGAUUUAAGAGCUCACAACGUCGCCGCAACCAACGCUUGAGUUUGGAUGAUCUUAGCGACAGAAGUCCUCAGGCUACACCAAAUUUUGAUGAGCAUCCCUCACUCAAUGUCGCCGAAAAACCUGACGCGCAUCUCACGAAAAACUCAAAAAGUCUCCCUGAAAAACGUUUGCAAAGUAUGAGCGCCCAAACGGCCCCACAUAUUUCUCUCGCUGGUCCAGUAAAUGAAAGCUCUGCCAAUAACAAAGAUUUUACAAAAAGAACACGAAAAAAACUUACCGGAGAUGAAGUGACGGCCGAGCCAAUUUUGGAUGCCGAAGAUCCAGUGGAGACGAGACUCCCAAAAAACGUUAGUGGAACAGAAGUUUCAAGGGACUCCUCUCAUCAACAUCAAAGUGUCCGGCCCGUCAGAUCAGAAGAGGCAGCCGCCAGUGACGCGUUCCUUGACAAACCAGCCUCAGGCGACCGUCGCUUCUAUGGCCCUGGACCUGCGCUGGACACGCGCUCGGCUAUAACUCAUGAAACUUCUAGGACAAGCAGCCAAGGAUUGGAUCCUCUAUCAUCCGGAGAAUCAAUUACGGAACUGCAAGUCGAAUCCAGGAGCAUUCCUCCCUCUCCGGCGCCCGUGAAGUGCGAGCAUUCCAAUAUUAAUGGGAAAAAAGAAAUGACACCAUUAACCGAUUUCGACCUCCAACUCCUCGGGAUGGGUCACUGUGACAGAAAAAUUUCAGCCGAAAAGGCAUUCUAUCCUAAAUCUUACGGGGACCGUGAUCCAUUUUUUAACUAUAACUUGAACACAAAUAAUAAUUUUCCCAGUUACUUAGACACCGUUGGUACUCGAACGCUAGACAGGGUUUCAAGAAAUCGUCAAGACCGUGACUUUCAGAGGUUUUUACACUCGCUUCAUGAAUUGGGGUACAGUCUGCCUCUGAAAAUCGGCCCGAGUAACGCUACUCUCAGCAAUGCAAAUCUCCUCAACUCGCACUUGAUGAAAUCAGAUGGCAAUUUAAGCAUUCAUCAAACCAAUGAGCAUUCUUUGCGAGCCCAGAUUUUCAAUAAUGCAACAAGCAACUUUGAAUUUGGUAGACCUUAUCCUUUUGAUAACCAAAAUUUACGAAAUACCAGCUUAUCCUACAAAGAUACGUUAUCAAAUAAAGACGGUAAUUCAAAUUUCCGAAACGAAAUGUACUGUUUUCCAGAGGGUAAUUUGUCUGCUUUCAAUGAUGACAUGCAUUGUUUAGGAAACGGUAAAUCUUCAAAAAGUUCUUCAAGCUCGGAUGUUAAUGCUUUACUAGACGCCUUCAUAAGGCCUAUAACGCUCAUAAGAGAACGAGAAAGUGCGGUUUGAUCAGUUUGAUUUUUGAACCUUAUUUCCUAUUUACAAAAUUUUAUUUCUGUCUGUCUUCUCAGCUAUCAACCUUUUACUCGUGCUAUAUGACUUUUCUGACUUAAUAUUCUGAAACAUUAUUUUCAAUAUUUGCUCUCUCAGUAGUCAGGUUUUCGAAAUAAUUAACUGCUGAACUAUACGAAAUAAACUUUAUUAUUUUUAUAUUUACGUCCUAUUAAUUACAUAUUUUAAUUCUCUCACAUUUUCAACAGGUUAGUCCAUUUGACCUUCAUUUUGGUUUUGUGUUGCUAGGCUCGUUUUGAGGCAAAAGAGUUCGGUAUUUGUAACAGACUAAGCCAGAGCUUGAUUACACGAGUUACAUAAAAGGGAAAGUAUUUAUAAUUUAGUAAGGCACGUGCGAACAAAUGUUGAUAUCAGUCAUCAGACGAUAAUAAUCGAACCUUUGCUGGUAAACCGAAUGAGAACUCGUGUAAACAAAAUGAACAUACUA
Messenger RNA from Hyalella azteca, 3844 nucleotides. RefSeq lists its product as uncharacterized. The transcript is spliced from 15 exons. NCBI's taxonomy places the organism in Eukaryota, Metazoa, Arthropoda, Malacostraca, Amphipoda, Hyalellidae. The record is from RefSeq and is a predicted model, not a curated record. Bases 1 to 3354 code for a protein of 1117 amino acids.